AUGGGAGAAGGAAGAGCUGCAAGAAAUGCUCGAGAUGAGCAACAAGGUAUCGUCAUUAUCAACGCACAACAGGAUUUACAAAAGCUAGUACAAAGAAUGUAUGAAUGUCUUCACAACAAGGUGUAUGAUGAAGGCGACAAAUCAAUGCUAAAAACCUUGAGACCAAUCAUUGAUCUAAGAUCAUUAGCUUUAAAGGUUAAACAGAAGGGUGCUGCACAUGUAUUAGCCUCGGAUGGAGAACAGUUCACCAAAGUCUCGAAGCAAUUGGCAACUAAUAUUGUUGAUGUGCCAGAUAGCGAAAUUCGUAUUCAGUUUCGAGAGUUUAUCAGGAGACUCGAAAGACAUGUUGCACAACUCAACAAAGAGGAUCUAUGCAGUAUCAAGUUAAUUAAAGUUUUCUUAGAGACCGAAAGGAAGCUGUAUGUCGAAAUGGUAAUGCAUGUUAUUUGUGUUGCCGCUGCCAGCAUGUCGGUAGAAUCAGUGAUAGAGUCAAUGGUUUCUAUUUAUGAAAACCGAAAUAACAAGUUCCGGCCAAUAUCAGAGGAAAGGGCGGUUCUCGAAAUGAAUAUUGCUAUCAAUGGACCCGAACUGCCACAUGCCGAUAGCAUCAUCCAAGAAAGUAUGACAGAAUACUGGAAGAAUUCUGGGAAACGAAAGACCGGAGACUGGCAUUUUGUUUGAAAAUCGCAGAACAUAAGGGAUUUUGCUGUAUCGAAGGUCGUUGACCGAAUGAGCUCAGCAAAGCCUAACUUACCAUUUAUGACCUGAUGUACUUACAGUUGUGCAAUAUACAAGGUCUGUGGACUGUGACUUUUUAAUCAGUGAAACUGUUCAGGAAUUCUUAUUUCAGUUGACUAAAAUGUUGUUGUUAACUAAAUUGUUAUUACUACUGGCUACUGCAGUAAUUACUUAUGGCAGUAAUUUUACCUGCAAUAAUUACUCACUUAUGGAAAAGAAACACAACUUUUUGCAGGCACAUUUCCAAUAUUUAAAUUCUGCUCAAAGGCACAAAAAAAUAUUAUUGAGGCCUGAUGCCUCGGUUACUGAAUUUGAAAGAUACAGACAAUCCUGGACAAAACCAUCUGCGACACUCUAUUAAAACAUUCCUUUGUGGCUUUUUUACCAGUUAGACCGGAAUAAUUUACUCGUUUGCCCCCCUCAACCCCCAAAACAAUGUUGGACGUUUUAUCCGUAUUCUAUGAAUGCAAUCAACAUUGAAUGGUGGGGGGAAAGGGGGAGGUUUUCUAAAUUUACGAUAAUAUUACGACAAUUUGACAAGUAAUUCGAAGUGUUGCAGAUGUUUUGUCCAGGAUUGUAGAUGUACCUUUCAAAAUUAAUCGUAGUUCGAUCGUUAAUGCUUGGACGUUUGCCGGCCUUCCUAACCCUGUUGUAUUGUCUAGUCAACUCAGUGUUUUAUUCCGACUACUUUGCAUGUUUCAAGUUUCCGUAUGUCCAACAGACAGUUGUGUUAAUUGUUAGUUAUACUCUCGAACCUCUAUAUAUUUGUGUCCCUAGCAUUGUUACUUGGUCAUUACGCACAUAUUGGAUGCCACAUUUCUGACAUUUUUUAGAUAUUGAAGAAAAAAUAUGCCGAGUUGCAAGCUAAAGUUGAUUUAUUGACGACUUCCUCUCUGCAGAGUUUGCUAACGAAAAUACGGAAAUCGGCAUCCCGUCCGCUCGGAGAAUUUUCACGUUUUGAGGCCAUGGGUCGACCUCCUUGAAGCCAUAAAAAAUGCGGCCCAAGACAAUCGACAUGAAAAGGCUAAUUAUUAUACGGCCAGUAUGAAACUCUUCAACCGAAGCUCAAUGAAAGUACGGAUGCGCAAUUUCGUCAAUUUCUUCUGCCGCUUUUGGGCGAUAAGGAUCAGGAAAAAAUACUAGAUAUUGUUUCAAAAGUGGAAAAACACAACAAGCGCGGUUCUCCAGCUGCACCUACAGCCACAACAAGUGCAACCUUGUCUCGCCAGUCAUCAGCGUCUCCAUACUACUCAGUACGGUGUUUUUAUUGCCAAAGGUUUGGGCAUGUGCGGAGGAAUUGCUUUAAGAGAAGACGCGACGAGGAAAGUGGCUCUUCGAACUAUAAAAAAUAGUAACAUUUAUACACUUAAUGCUUCAUACUUAUUAUAAGCUUCUGCAUGUGGUUUGAUAAAUAAUAAACAGUCUUCUCGUUGUCGUGUGAUAGUAAUUGUAUUAAUGACCUACAGUGUAUUCAGGGAAAAUACUAUCGUUAUAAUUAAACCUUUGCAAUUGGUUUCUUUCUAUCUCAUAUUUGUCUAUGGAUGUAUAUGUAUGUAGGUGUUGUGUAUGUAUACAGGUAUUAUGUCUACAACUUCUAUUUUUGUUCUUCCCACAUUGGCUUGCAGCGGGUGACAGUUGCGAAAACAGAGUAUCUCACACUCUCCUAGUUAUGCUGGGUCAUGGCUGUCGUCCCCUGCUGGUCCUUUGGGGGUGCCGCACUGCAUUUAGCUUUUCGCAUAUUUAUGAUGCUUUCCUUGUUACAUUUAGGCAGUACCUAAACUGGCAUGGGAAUGGGAGUUUGACUCAUCCUUUGACGAUGACCUUUCCAUCAUAAUGCAGCAGCCACCGCAGCAUGUCCGUUGGGUUAGUUCCUCGGGAGCCUCCAUUGAGACUGGUGGGGGGUCGGCAGUUGUGCCACAGAAUGUCAUGGACAAGAUUAUUCAUGGUGAUCAGUUAGGAACUAUUAAUAAUUUACAAUUCCGAUACCCCAAUCAUUUCAUAGCGGGGGAAUUACAUUACCAUUGUGACGCAUGGGAAAAAUUACUCUAUCACUCUCCCAAUCCUCAACAACUCCAGGUUCUAUGAUGCAUUUGAGAAAAAGUCUCUGUUUCAGAGUACUUUCGCCCGUUCCAUGGUCAUUUGGAAGGACAAUUUUAUGAUACAGCUUAUCCACCACCUGCUCAGUUUUCCAAAUCCAAACUGGAGCAAUCUCGCUCCUGGGCAGAGUUGGCGAGGUUUUGACAUUGACUGUGGAACCUAUGAAACCUCGACUAUGUCAUGAUGCACGUUUCCUGAAUUUAUGGAUGACUGAUGCUCCCUAUAAGUUGGAUAAUCUCACUCAUUUACCACGGUAUGUUCCAAAGGACACCAAAAUGUCUUGGAUGAUAAGUCGGGUUAUGACCACAUUCUAUUAUCGGAGGAUAGUUGGACCUAUUUUGGUAUCCAGUGGGUUGGAUGGUAUUUGGUUUAUAAUACCCUUCCGUUUGGAUGGAAGAUAUCACCCUUUGUUUAUCACACAACCGGCCUCUUAGCGACUAAUUUCUUUCAUUCCAUUGCCAUCUCAUGUUCUCUAUAUAUUGACGAUCACCACAAUGGACAGUUGCAGGUAGACUUGCAUUCGAGCGCGUAUUUCCAAUUACCAACGUUAGACGAACGAAAUUUGGCCGCAGCCAAUUCAGCCAUCUUCAUUGUCGCGUAUUACUUAGUACAAUUGGGCUACUUCCUUGGUUUAGCGAAAUCGACCUUGAUACCAGUUAAAGUUGUUCCAUUUUUGGGUUUUCUAUCAGAUUCAGCGUUGCAGGUUUUUCACCUUAUUCCCGCUAAAAAGGAAAAAUUCCUGCUACUACUACGCAAAAUUGUCGGUCAAUCAGCUGUCUCCGUCAAGACAAUCCAAAGGCUCGUGGGAAAAUGUGUUUCAUUUUCCUUGGCAGUCCCGGGGGCUGUUCUUUUUACUAGAGCCAUGAACACUGCUAUUUCAAAAGGACUCCGUACUCAUCGUCGGGUGAAAAUCGAUCAAAAACUCCGUGAUGAACUCAAUCAUUGGUUUUUUCUCGAAACUUGGGACGAUCCCCUUCCAUGGAGAGAUGAACUUCAUAUACGCAUAUCACUUGCUACAGAUGCCUCGGGUUCCGGCUGGGGAGUCUCAGUAUUUCUACAGGAGACAGUUACUACAUCUGACUAUUGGAGUGACGACGAGCGUGCGCAUGAUAUCGCAACCAGGGAGGCUUUAGCACUAGAUAAGACACUGCUCUCGUUUUCUGACUCGUUGCAGAAUGUUUGGGUGGAUGUCCAAGUUGAUAACAUGUCAGUGGUAUGUGCUUGGUCGAACGGAGGAAGAAGUGUCGCUUUGAAUUCGGUGAUGAAGCAGUUUGUUUUUUACCACGACCAAGUUAAACAUCUCACUACAUUUGCACUUUGUACCCUCUCGUGCCAACCCAGCCGAUGCUCCUCAUAGGCUAUCAGCUCUCGACAGCAAGUUACAUCUGGCCUUGUGGCAGAUUGUCCAGAAAGAAUUUGGUGGUCUAAAUGGUCACUCGUGCAAUCUAAUGGCUUUGGAUUCUAAUACAAUGCUAGAUUUGAAUGGUGUUCCAUUGCCUCAUUUCACCCCUUUCCCUUCUCCAGCUUCCUCAGGUGUUAAUUUUUUCGCCUAAAACCUGCGUGCAGGACUUCCAUUCCUUGACUGCCCUUACAUUUUCCCUCCACUCGUACUUGUUGGGGCGGUGCUUCGUUUUCUUUUAACUGAACACAAAAGCUGUACAUUGGUAACUUUAGUUACCUAUCCUAAGCAAUAUUGGUGGCCUUGUCUCAUGAAAUUCUCAUCAAAAUCUUUAUGCUUGGCAAAGAUUGGUGAUCACAACGCUUUAUUGGUGGGUUCGGGUGAUGGUUGGGUCUCUUGCAAUAGCAUUCACAGAGAGUUGUGGGCGUUUUCCCCUUAAUUUUGCGUAAAAUGACGGUGUCUCAAUAUCUGCAUGCCAGGCAUGCCUGUAAAUUUCUGGUACUUUGUGUGCUGGACUCGGGGUUAUUAUGUAUACAUUAUUAAAGAUUUAUUACAAUAAAUAAUUAUGUGUUUUCAUUUGUCCUUUGAUUUCUAGCAUUUGCCAGCAAUAGCGAAACUUUUCGUUCCCUCGGUGCGGCGCCCGACGUGCAGUUACGCCAAUGACAAUAGAGAGUUUUAGAUUCACGUUUACGGCAAACGUCAAACCGCUAACAAAGUUUUUGAUUUUACAAGUCUAUUAUCACAGCUUUUACACCAGUUUUGAAAUAUAAACAAUUAUUAAACUUAUGCUCUUUAGCAAUGAUUCAUAAGAAAGCAAAUUAACCACUAGUCACGUAUUCGCGAAAGCAGUAAAUUAAUGAUUUGGCGUUUGAAGUUUACGUUUGGCAUAUAAAUUUCAUGCUUUAACGACUACAAGCCCUCAUAGCAGUUCAAGCAUGAAAUUUAUUCGCCAAACGUAAACUUCAAAUGCCAAAUCAUAAUUUACUGCUUUCGCGAACACGUGACUAGUGGUUAAUUUGCUUUCUUAUGAAUCAUUGCUAAAGAGCAUAAGUUUAAUAAUUGUAUAUAUUUCAAAACUGGUGUAAAAGCUGUUAUAGUAGACUUGUAAAAUCAAAAACUUCGCUAGUGGUUUGACGUUUGCCGUAAACGUGAAUCUAAAACUCUCUAAUGAUUUCUUGUUCUGCCAACGUUGCGGUUAUAAGUGAAAGUUAGUGGUUCCUCGUGUUUCAUCUCCCAUGGAUCCCCAAAAAUUGCUGGGUAUUGACGUGCGAUUGAAACAGUUGUCCUUAUUCUCCCAGGCUACUCGUUAUUCGAAGCAGAAAUAUUCCCUUCAAAAAGGGCUAGAAAAGUUUUUGGAUGCUCUUCCAGGUUUGCCAAGUCUCUCUAAUGUUACCCCAAAAGAUAUCUGGUGAUUUCUAGUUUAUAAAGAUCAGAAUGGAAAGACACAAGUUCACAGAAAUGGAUGUGUUUAUCUUGGUCAGAAGAGCAUGCAUGAGUGUGGUUGCCUGUUACAUCUCUCCCAUAAGACGGUUGAUUCUUAUAUUGGGAAACUAAGAUCUAUUUUUCAUGUGUUGGGACGAGAUGGUGAAUGGGAUCGUAGACUUUGUUUGGGUAACCCAGCCGCCGACAAAUAUCUUAAAGAUUAUCUACAAAUCUUUACCAUGGAAUAAUUACAAGCUCGAGUACAACCCAAGCAAGCGAGUCCUUUUUUCAUCGAUAAACUUGAUCGCUUGGUUGGACAUAUCAAGGAAAGUAUGAAAUCACCCAACCUUACGCCUACCCAACAGUUCAUCCUCGCUCGGGAUCAAGCUUUCUUUAAGGCCGUAUUUUUCAGUGGGGACAGACCAGGAGAUAUGGGACAAGUUAAGGUUCCGGAGAUUUUACGAUUUCCGCACAACGAUGGCCUCCUGUUUAACCAUGUUUGGGGAAAACUCUUUGAGAUGGCAAUUCCAAUAUUUUUGGUAUUAAACGCAACCCUCAAACUAGCGUCUGUCCAGUUUGGGGUAUUGAACAGUAUAUUGCAAUUGCGGAGCAACUUAAGAUCAAUCUGAAGAGUGGUUACCUAUUCCGUCCAACUAAUCAGCAAGGUGCUAUCGUUAAUGCUGCAUUCAUGUCCUCAGCUGCUGAAGCCCGCUUAAGGACAUAUCUCAAAGAGAUGGGAAGCGAUGACGGGGAAACUCUUCAUGGCUUUCGAUCAGGAUAUGCCAUUACCCUCGCCCUAUCAGGAGUUGAACUAUCGGAAGUUAUGGACCAUGUGGGCUGGACACAGCGACACAGAGCACUGUAUUACCUUCAAUUGGCAAAAGUCCUUAACCCAGCUGGGGCUUCAUCCCGACUUGCUCAGGUUGAUUUGUCUGCAGUUACACAGAAGUGGGGAGAUACUAAUGAAUUGCGACAGUUUGUUUCCGCAUUCCCGAGUCUACCUUCUCAAAAGUGCCCACAUGAAUCUGAAAUAUGUAUAUAG
This is a messenger RNA of Paramuricea clavata, 6698 nucleotides long. NCBI's taxonomy places the organism in Eukaryota, Metazoa, Cnidaria, Anthozoa, Malacalcyonacea, Plexauridae. The record is from the annotation of a GenBank genome assembly.